GAACCUCUCUUACCUAUUGCUUCUCUAUCUACAGGUACUAAUGCUUUUUCUUCAAUUAUCCUUAAUAGGCACUCUUUACCAUCACAUCCUUAUGAAAGCAUUAUUCUGAAUGAACCUUCAGCAGUUAAUAUUGUAUUACCUAAUCUUCAAGAUCCACUAUCUUUAUUAUAUUCUUAUUUAACUGGCACUAAUACACAAGCUCAAGAAUUUUGCCAAAAAAUAUGUACUUACAAUGCUGCACUAGCUUUUACUUCAAUAAGAGCAAAAAUUGAUAAUUGUAUUACUGAAAUGAGAGAACAUUCUUUAUAUGUGCAGAUAUAUGUUUAUGAUAUGGAUAAUGAAAUUCAAAAUAGACUCAAUACUGUAUCAGGUUUAGAUGAGUUAACUCUUACUGAGCUUCAAAAUAUGUUAUAUAAUAUUAAUUCAUAUGCCCACUUAUCAUACUUGGAUACUGAAAAACAUCAAGAAAUAAAUAAUAAUAUUGAAGAUAUUGAAAAUAGUGAUAGAGCUCAAAAGUAUGUUACUAUAAUGCAAUAUUAUGCAUAUUGUUUACAAGUAGAUAGACCUGAAGAAGGAUUAUCUCUACAUCUUGCUAACCAUCAUUUUUAG
Molecule: messenger RNA, 609 nt
Organism: Cetraspora pellucida
Lineage: Eukaryota; Fungi; Glomeromycota; Glomeromycetes; Diversisporales; Gigasporaceae
Source: the annotation of a GenBank genome assembly